GUAUAUGGCGAUCAUGACACCAUUGCGACCUCGGAUGGGCAGAACAGUAACAUUGUGUUUGGCAAUGAGUACUUGGUUACUGGGAAUCGCGAUCUCAAGUCCUUCUCUAUUCUAUUACACAACCUAUGUGGAACAAUAUAGUGAAGAACAACAACGAAUUAUUUGCUACGGAGCUUGGCCGGAUGGCGACACCAACGAAUCCUUGUAUGAAUAUAUAUAUAACAUCAUAAUAUUAGUCGUAACUUACGUUGUGCCAAUUGCAUCGAUGACAUUUACUUAUGCCAGAAUCGGACUGGAGCUUUGGGGAUCUCAGAGUAUUGGAGAAUGCACUCAGCGACAAAUGGAAAAUAUUAAAAGUAAACGAAGGGUGGUGAAGAUGAUGAUGGUUGUGGUGGUGAUAUUUGCAGUGUGCUGGCUGCCGUUCCAUCUAUAUUUCAUUGUAACGUCGUACUAUCCAGAAAUUACAAACUCGCCGUACAUUCAAGAAACAUAUCUAGCCAUAUAUUGGUUAGCAAUGAGCAAUUCGAUGUACAAUCCAAUCAUAUACUGCUGGAUGAAUGCCAGGUUUCGAAGAGGUUUCAAGCAAUUCUUCUCCUGGUUACCAUUUGUUCACGUAGGUCCAGGAACGCUUACCAGGAGAGAAGUGGUUACUAGCGGGCGGCGAUCGUACUCAGGAUCACCUGAUCAUCAUCGCAUCAUUCGUAACGGAACAGUAAAGAUGGCCCUUCAUCCUGGAUGUCCAAACCCCACCUCGACCAACACGUAUUACACGAAUUUAGAAGACGAAUCGGGACAUCCCCGCGGUAAACGCUGGAAAAAUACAGAGAUGAAAGCGAUGUCUUGACAGAGACCCCAAAACGACGACGAUCCCGGAUCCCUCCGCCAAAGGCGGACGUGGAUUUAGUGCCACACCUCGCGUUCCAAUAGGCACCUGCCUUGGAUACGCGAGGAAAGCGAGGGGUUGAAGAAAACGACCUUUGUAGAAACCAAAAUGUAAAGUAAAUAUUUCCUUGUAGUUUGUAAGCUCAUCUUGCGUUAUAAAACUUUUGUAACAGGGUAUAAAAGUAACAAGUAAACAACCGUUGCGGAUCUAAAUCGGGAGUUGCAUUUUUACAUAUCUAAAGGUAAUCUUCUAAUGAUAACGGACAAUGCGUGAAUUAAUUUUCAUUCAAUUUAACAAUUCGUUGAUAAAUCUUUUAUUAAAACAUUUUAUAAUCUGUUACCGUAAUAUGCCGCCCCACUCAUUACUGACCUUUUUGAAACUUUAAAUCUUCAGUGAAGAUUAGGUCACCAUAAUUUAAGAUUUGGAAUACUUAGGCUAACAGUUUUUGUGAAUUAGAAUUUGUUACCAAUAAAUAAACGUCCUUGCGAACUUGAACUAAGCUACUGUGGAUUGACAUUUCAUUAAAUUGAAGUACACAUAAAAUACAUUCUUUUCUAGAACUGAUGCAGUUUACAUAUCGCAAAUGGAAAUAAAUAAACAUGAAAGUCGAUAAAUAAAAAACUGCGAACAGUGGAAAUUAGAUAACUCAUUACCUACCUAUAUCGUUCCACUUGCAAACCAUUAGUAGGUACUGUUUACACGGUUACACUUUUUUUCAAAAUGUAUUCCUUGUGUAAACUAAAAAAAUCGUUUUAUUGCAGCAUUCUAAUUGAAUAGAAUGGCAGGCCAGAGAUAACAAAUUAUGCGUAAUAUCAUAAUACUCGUAAUUUGCAAAAUAAGUUUUUACCCUCUCGUUUUUUUGCAUGCUUAUUCAAAUGUAAAUACAUUUCUUAUGCAUCCACCUCAUGUUAUUCAUACAUUGUCCGCUAUAAAUGAAUGUAAAGUAGUGUACAUUUAGGAUAUUACUCACUCCUGCAAUGGGAAACAAAAACGCUUUAUCACAUUUUUAUAAAUAAGCUUAGUGUCUACCGUCUGUUCUAUACGUGCAUAGUAAAAUACAGCUCCAUCUUCAGUACUGUUCACUACAGGUACCAAUUGAAUCCAAUCCCCUUUGAUUUUAGAGAUGCUUCCCAGAUUUUUGAUACCAAUUUGUAAACUGCAAAGAGACUAUUGUAGUAUUAUAUUUAUACUUCUACUUCAAGAACAGAAAAAUUAUACAUGCUUGGUAUUUAAUUAGUACCUUUAAAGUUACAUUGGUGAAAGUACUAAAUUGUAUCCUGCGAACAUCUUCAAAGAUCAUUUUCUGUGUGUUACAAUUACUUAGUUAUAAUAUGUUAUUUAUGAAAUUAAACUGUUGCUUUUAUAUACCAAUUUUAUUAAAUGCUAUAGCAUUUUCUGUUGUAAGUAAGCUCCUUCAUGGAAUAAUCCACGGUUGUAUAGCGGUUUAGGCUGAAAUAAAAUCUUAUUUGUAGUUUAAUUUAUUAAAUACAAACCACUUCCUUUUUUUGAACACUAAGUUGUGAAAUAUUACUAAAGUUGUUAAUACUUAAUGUCCUCCUAACGUCAGACCAAGAAUGUGAUAAUUUCAGCCAUUAACUAUGUAGCAUUUUUAUUAGGUAUGACACUGAAUUCAACAUUUUUCGAAAGAAUCAUCUAGACUAACAAUUAAUAGUUGUAAAAAUAGCUCUAUGGCCUGUAACUUCUAGGAUUAUGUUUAAACGUAUUUAGGUAUUUUUGAUAUAUGGUAAUAGUUACUUGUAAGAAUUCGAUUUAAUAUAGAUCACACUUCAUUUUAAGUCACUGGUUCAUCAUUUAUACUUACGUGAAUAUCAAAUGUAACUGUAAUAUGCUACCUCUACUGUUUCAAUCCCAUAACAUCAAAUGAAUAGUCCCAACGCCGUACCCGUAAAGUAGAUUUUGUGUAAUGGGAUCAUUCUUGGGUAUUUUUAAAGUAACGAAUGUCAGGUAGCUUCACUCAAAGACUGAAAUCGUAAAGUAACAUGCGAGUAAGCUUAAAAUUAUUACUUGUAAUUAGAAUAGUAACAACAAAAUAAGACGGAAUGAGAAUUAUUUUAAAUCGUAAGGAGUAAAAUGAAAAAGAUCUAUUGUAAAUGCAAUUACGGAAUUAAAUAUAAAAAAAAACUCCAGUUUGUUUUUUACUCUAUGGUUAUAUAUACUUAGAAACAAGGAGGAUGGGCGAGAUUUUGUUAUUCAAAAAUGAUAAAAAAAUUGGUGUAAAUUUCGCGAAACAGUUUUUUUAUAAUCUUGCAGCAUUGUGCACACAAUAAAUAAAUUCGUCCUAUAUAAUUUACGUGAAUUCGUAUACUCUGCCAACUCCGGCACUGCGGCGGCAAACGUGUCUGACUACUGACGUCACGCAUAGUCUAGUUUCGCGCACAGGUACGUUUUCUUCCUUCGGGCCGACCCUUGAUUUUGAAAUGCUUUCAGGGGACGUAAAUAUCAAUAUUUUCCGCUCAAAUUUUGUUUGCUCGUUUUUUAAUAACAACUUCUCAAUUUUAGUUAAAAUAAAACAAAUACCAAAAAUGUCGAACUUCCCUAUUGUUUUAGAGUUUUGUUGUGAAGAGUAUAGGUCACGAUAAAUUACGAGGUGGUUCGUGUUUUAGUAUCUUUUUGAUACACAUUGAAUC
This is a messenger RNA of Photinus pyralis (common eastern firefly), 3531 nucleotides long. Its product is annotated as tachykinin-like peptides receptor 99D. Gene Ontology annotation, molecular function: tachykinin receptor activity. The record is from RefSeq and is a predicted model, not a curated record. NCBI's taxonomy places the organism in Eukaryota, Metazoa, Arthropoda, Insecta, Coleoptera, Lampyridae. Gene Ontology annotation, cellular component: plasma membrane. Gene Ontology annotation, biological process: G protein-coupled receptor signaling pathway.